AUGGUGUUGGAGAUGUUCUUGAAGUACCACCAUUCAACAUUAAACAAUAGUCUCUUUUGCAACAUCUGUCCCUUGGGGAUCAAAAUUGAUUUGCCUGCUCUUUAUGUAUUUGGAGACUCCUACGUUGACAAUGGAAACAACAAUUUUUUGCCCCAUUCUGCUGUAGCAAAUUAUCUACCAUUUGGAAUUGAUUUUGAUGGAAAACCUACUGGUCGUGCCACCAAUGGUAGAACCGUAGUAGAUUUCAUUGCUACAGUGGGUGGUUUUCAAUACCCACCGCCAAUUUUGGGUAUGUCUGAGGCAGACAGGAAAACAAUUCGGACUGGCGUGAACUAUGCCUCUGGUUCCUCUGGAAUUCUUUCUGAAAAUGGACCUUCUAUGCAUAUGAAUGUGCUCAACUUCUUCCAACAAGUAGACCUGUUUGAGAACACAACCUUGAAGGAUUUGAAGAAUUCAUUUGGCAGCACAGAAAGUUUCACUGAAUACCUUUCCAAGUCUCUUUUUUUUAUCCAUACUGCGAGCAAUGACUUAGGGUUUACCUAUGAAACUACAACAUCGAAAGACUCUCCAGAUAAAUAUUCCCAAGUGCUUGUUGGAGAGCCUUUUAAGCAACUGCAGAGAUUGUAUAAGCUUGGUGCUCGUAAAUUUUUGAUGAACAACGUAUCUACGUUAGGGUGCCAACCAUUUAACAUAAAUACAAAAAACCACACAACAUCAUGCGUCGAAGAAGUGAAUGAGCGAAUAACUAUAUACAAUAAGCUUCUUUCCAAUUCAUUAGCAAAGUGGCAAUCCACUCUUUAGGAUCUAAGUUUUGGAGACUUUUAUAAGAUUUUUCAAGAUAUCUAUGCAUCGCUUGCAUCAUACGAUGUUCUUGAAGUGCCACCAUUCAACAUUAACCAACAGUCUCUUUUGCAAUAUCUGUCCCUUGGGGAUAUCAAAAUUGAUUCGCCAGCUCUUUACGUAUUUGGAGACUCCUACGUUGACGAUGGAAACAACAAUUUUUUGCCCCAUUCUGCUGUAGCAAAUUAUCCACCAUUUGGAGUUGAUUUUGAUGGAAAACCUACUGGUCGUGCCACCAAUGGUAGAACCGUAGUAGAUUUCAUUGCUACAGUGGGUGGUUUUCAAUACCCACCACCAAUUUUGGGUAUGUCUGAGGCAGACAGGAAAACAACUCGAACUGGCGUGAACUAUGGCUCUGGUUCCUCUGGGAUUCUUUCUGAAAAUGGACGCUUUAUGCAUUUGAAUGUGCUCAACCUCUUCCAACAAGUAGACUUGUUUGAGAACACAACCUUGAAGGAUUUGAAGAGUUCAUUUAGCAGCACAGAAAGUUUCACUGAAUACCUCUCCAAGUCUGUUUUCUUUAUCCAUACUGCGAGCAAUGACUUAGGGCUUACCUAUGAAACUACAACACCGAAACCCUCUCCAGAUAAAUAUUCCGAAGUGCUUGUUGAAGAGCUUUUUAAGCAACUGCAGAGAUUAUAUAAGCUUGGUGCUCGCAAAUUUUUGGUGAACAACGUAUCUCCAUUAGGGUGCCAACCAUUUAAUAUAAAUACGAAAAACCACACAACAUCAUGUGUCGAAGAAGUAAAUGAGCAUAUAUCUACAUACAACAAGCUCCUUUCCAAUUCAUUAACAAAGUGGCAAUCCACUCUUUCGGGAUCUAAGUUCGUUCUUGGAGAUCUUUACAAGAUUUUUCAAGAUGUCUAUGCAUCCUCUGCAUCAUACGGAUUUAAGGAUGUAAACACUUCUUGUUGCUUGGAUGCGAACGGGGCUAGGAUUCUUCCUUGCGCUCAAAAUGUUGCACCAUGCGAAGAUAGAAAGAGUCGUGUAUUCUUUGACCCAUUCCACCCCAGCGAAAGCAUGCAUUUCCUAUGGGCCAGGCGUCUGUUGAAGGAUUCCUCUGUUUGCUCCCCCAUCAAUUUGGUUCAGUUGAUGCAAGCUUAAUUAUGUAAACGCUUGGUUACUACGCAUGUCAUUGGUUUCACGAUAUCAUAACAAAACCACAUACAAGCAUGGUUUUUACUUGUUUGUAAGCAAUAAAAAAAUUGCCAAAGAGAGUUGAAUAAAAAAAAAAGGAAUUGAAUUUUUUUA
This is a messenger RNA of Theobroma umbraticum, 2091 nucleotides long. RefSeq names its product GDSL esterase/lipase At4g16230-like. NCBI's taxonomy places the organism in Eukaryota, Viridiplantae, Streptophyta, Magnoliopsida, Malvales, Malvaceae. Gene Ontology annotation, molecular function: hydrolase activity, acting on ester bonds. The record is from RefSeq and is a predicted model, not a curated record.